Sus scrofa (pig) is the source of this 5223-nucleotide messenger RNA. It is a transcript of the gene ARHGAP29, whose product is annotated as Rho GTPase activating protein 29. The record is from RefSeq and is a predicted model, not a curated record. NCBI's taxonomy places the organism in Eukaryota, Metazoa, Chordata, Mammalia, Artiodactyla, Suidae. Gene Ontology annotation, biological process: signal transduction; activation of GTPase activity. Gene Ontology annotation, cellular component: cytoplasm. Gene Ontology annotation, molecular function: GTPase activator activity.
GGCGCGGUCGUGGCGGUGGCGGCAGGGGCGGCGGCGGCGGCUGCGGCUCGGCCGGGCGUCCGCGGGCCGUGGGGGAUGGGGGCGACGAGCUCCAGCCGGCGGCGGCGGUGGCGGCGGCCGUGAGUGUCGGGCGGGCGUCGGCGCCCGGGACGCGGGAUGGAGCGCCGCGGAUUUCCGGUUUUUUGACUGUUGCACGAAAGGAUGAUCGCUUACAAACAGAAAAAGACAAAGAAAAAACGCGUUUUGUCGUCAGGCCAGCUGACUACCGAUGUUACAGCUUCUGAAAUGGGGCUCAAGUCCAUAAAUUCCAGCUCCACUUUGGAUCCUGACUACAUCAAGGAGUUGGUGAAUGACAUCAGGAAGUUCUCCCAUAUGUUACUGUAUUUGAAAGAAGCUAUUCUUUCAGACUGUUUUAAAGAAGUCAUUCAUAUACGUCUGGAAGAACUUCUUCGUAUUUUAAAGUCUGUAAUGAAUAAACAUCAGAACCUUAAUUCUGUUGAUCUUCAGAAUGCUGCAGAAAUGCUUACUGCAAAAGUGAAAGCUGUGAACUUCGCCGAAGUAAAUGAAGAGAACAAAAAUGAUCUCUUCAGAGAAGUGUUUUCUUCUAUUGAAACCUUGGCCUUUACCUUUGGAAAUAUCCUGACAAGCUUCCUCAUGGGAGAUGUAAGCAGUGAUUCAUUACUGCGACUGCCUGUUUCUCGGGAAAGUAAGUCUUUUGAAAAUGUUUCUGUGGAAUCAGUGGACUCAGCCAAUGAAAAAGGAAGUUUUUCUCCUAUGGAAUUAGACAGCAUGCUGUUAAAGAAUGCUGAUUCUGUAGAAUUGGCUCUGUCGUAUGCCAAGACAUGGUCCAAAUAUACCAAGAACAUAGUUUCAUGGGUUGAAAAGAAGCUAAACUUGGAGUUGGAGUCCACUAGAAAUAUUGUCAAGUUGGCAGAGGCAACUAGAACUAACAUCGGACUACAGGAGUUUAUGCCACUACAGUCUUUAUUUACCAAUGCUCUUCUGAAUGACAUAGAGAGUAGUCAGCUUUUACAACAAACAAUUGCAGCUCUCCAAGCCAACAAAUUUGUGCAGCCUCUCCUUGGGAGGAAAAAUGAAAUGGAAAAACAGAGGAAAGAAAUAAAAGAACUUUGGAAACAGGAACAAAAUAAAAUGCUUGAAACAGAGACUGCUCUUAAAAAGGCAAAAUUGUUGUGCAUGCAGCGUCAAGAUGAGUAUGAGAAAGCAAAAUCGUCCAUGUUUCGUGCAGAAGAGGAGCAUCUUAGCUCAAGCGGUGGAUUAGUAAAAAAUCUCAACAAGCAGCUAGAAAAAAAGCGAAGGCUGGAAGAGGAGGCUCUUCAGAAAGUAGAAGAAGCAAAUGAACUCUACAAAGUUUGUGUGACAAAUGUUGAAGAAAGACGGAACGAUCUAGAAAAUACCAAAAGGGAAAUUUUAACACAGCUCCGGAAACUUGUUUUCCAGUGUGAUCUUACCCUUAAAGCUGUAACAGUUAACCUCUUCCAGAUGCAGCACUUGCAGGUGGCCUCCCUGGCGGACAGCUUGCAGUCUCUCUGUGAUGGUGCCAAACUCUAUGACCCGGGCCAAGAGUACAGUGAGUUUGUCAGGGCCACGAAUCCAACUGAAGAAGAAAAAGUUGAUCGGAAUGUAAAUAAGCAGUUAACAAAUAGUUCUCACACUUCUGGAUAUGGACCUUCUGACUCUUCAGAGGACGCCGUGCGCCUUCCUGACAGUGCCAGCAAGAUGGACGAGGACAGGUGCUCCAACAGUGCCGAUGUGACAGGUCCGUCUUUUAUAAGGUCAUGGACAUUUGGGAUGUUUAGUGACUCUGAAAGCACUGGAGGAAGCAGUGAAUCCAGAUCUCUGGAUUCUGAAUCUAUAAGUCCAGGAGACUUUCAUCGAAAGCUUCCACGAACUCCGUCCAGUGGAACCAUGUCUUCUGCGGAUGAUCUAGACGAAAGAGAGCCGCCUUCCCCUUCAGAAGCUGGACCCAAUAAGAAGACGCUGAUGUCAAAGGCAGCGCUCACGCACAAGCUGCGCAAACUGAGAUCCCCCACAAAGUGCAGGGAUUGCGAAGGCAUUGUCGUGUUCCAGGGUGUCGAGUGUGAAGAGUGUCUCCUUGUUUGUCACCGCAAGUGUUUGGAAAAUUUAGUCAUCAUUUGUGGUCAUCAGAAACUUCCGGGGAAAAUACACUUAUUUGGAGCAGAAUUCACCCAAGUUGCAAAAAAGGAACCAGAUGGCAUUCCUUUUGUACUCAAAAUAUGUGCUUCAGAGAUUGAAAAUAGAGCCUUGUGUCUACAGGGAAUUUAUCGUGUGUGUGGAAACAAAGUGAAGACUGAGAAGCUGUGUCAAGCUCUGGAGAACGGAAUGCACCUGGUGGACAUUUCAGAAUUCAGUUCACAUGACAUCUGUGAUGUCUUAAAAUUAUACCUUCGACAGCUUCCAGAACCAUUUAUUUUAUUUCGAUUGUACAAGGAAUUUGUAGACCUUGCAAUAGAGAUCCAGCAUGUAAAUGAAGAACAAGAGACCAAAAAAGAUAACCCCGAGGACAAAAAAUGGCCGAGUACAUGUAUAGAAAUAAAUCGAAUUCUUCUAAAAAGCAAGGACCUUCUAAGACAACUACCCGCAGCAAAUUUUAACAGCCUUCAUUACCUCAUAGUUCAUCUUAAGCGAGUCGUGGAUCACGCAGAAGAAAACAAGAUGAACUCCAGAAACCUGGGGGUGAUAUUCGGCCCGAGUCUCAUUAGGCCAAGGCCCACAGCUGCUCCUGUCACCAUCUCCUCCCUCGCCGACUAUUCCAAUCAAGCGCGGCUGGUGGAGUUCCUCAUUACCUACUCACAGAAGAUCUUUGACGGGUCCCUGCAGCCACAGGAUGUGGCUGUGUGGAGUACAGGUGUUGCCCCCCAGGUUGACCAAGGCGGUCUUCCAAAGCCUCUGUUAUCACCAGAAGAAAGAGAUCCAGAACAUUCUAUGAAGUCACUGUUUUUCUCUUCAAAGGAAGAUAUCUGUACUGCAGAUAGUGAAAACAAAAUUUUUGAAACUGCUGCAUCAUUUGAGGAAUCAGAACGAAAGCAGAAUGCAUUAGAAAAAUGUGACGCAUGUCUUAUUGACAACAAAGGGCUUUUGCUCAUAGACCAAGAGCUUCAACCAGCAUCACGAAAGAUGGAAGAUGUGUGUAAAACCUCUAAGCUGUCUGCUCUGAAAUCUGAGAGGGAGAUGAACGGUGUUGAGAGGCAUACGGCAAGGACCAAGCUUAGACCCGUGAGUCUGCCCGUAGGUAGACCCCUCCUUCUUGCGAGCCCUCCCAACGAGAGAAAUGGCAGAAAUAUGGGAAAUGUAAAUUCAGACAAGUUUGGCAAGAAGCCUUCCUUUGACGGCAUUAAUAGAAAAGACACCCCAACUUCUGUUUGUUCCAAAUUUGAUGGCUUUGGUCAGCAGCCUCUACAGAAAACUCGGGAGAAGCAGUGUGAACAAAAUGAGCUGGCUGCAAAGACUCCAGUGGUGGUGCCCCAUGUGUUCCAGGACAGAGGAGUGACAACGAGCAUCAGGAGUGGUGGGGACCACCCGGGCAGCACCACCCAGCCCAGCAAGCCAUACGCAGAACCCAGCAGGGCAGCCAGACAGGUGUCAGAGAGACGGUCCUCUGACUCGUGCCCUCCUGCCCCUGUCAGAGCACCCAGGACACUGCAGCCCCAGCACUGGACAACGUUUUAUAAGCCACAUGCUCCUGCUGCUGGUGGCAGGGGGGAGGAGGAGAGACCUGUGACAUCGCCUGCAGCCGUGCCCCCUGCCACCCCGGAGCAGGCACCGAAAUCGCCUCCAGGCCCAGAAACCUUGUCACCUGGGCCGGGGCAGCCGGCUGGUAAGCCGAAGGGGAGGGCCGAGGAGCGUGACCUGCCCGGCCUGCAUCCCGUGUGUCAGAGGCCGCGGCUGAAACGCAUGCAGCAGUUUGAGGACCUUGAAGACGAAAUCCCGCAGUUUGUGUAGGCGUGUCAGAAUGCGGUUUUUCUUUUGUCGUUGUUUUGUGGUAUUUGUUUUUUGAGAGAAGUUUUGGACAGGGCCCUGUGGUGUAGGUUUGCCACAUCCUAUACGUUGCUUUUUGUCAUUGUGUUGUGUUAUCCUGUGGUUAUAUUGAACGGUAGACUGUUGUGAUAGGGCCCCAUCUGUGCCUCACUGGAAUUAUAUGUAUUUUUGAAGUUGUGAAUAAAUAGACUCAUGUUUUUUAAAGUUCAUUUGAUUUCCCGUAAAGCGGUCCAUUUAAUAUGUGCAUCCAUAAUAUAUGACAAAGCUCUCAACUAAUAGGUGCAAUUGAGGGAAAUCAGCUCUAUGUUUUGAAGUGAAACUACAUGCUUAUUUAUAAAAGGAAUGUUUCUGAAUGCACGUGCCUGAAAGAUCUUUGUUUGGUGUGAUUGUUUCUUCACACAAGUUUAUAGUAUGUCCUUGACCGUUUGUGCUUUUAUGGUAUAUAUGUAAGAUUUUAUUUUUCAGUUGGCAGUUCACUUAACCUUUUCAUAUUUGCAUAAUGGCCAAAAGGCUUGCAGAUCUGUAUUCAGUUGCAUUUUAAUUAAUGACUAGAUUUUACAUUUGGUAGUCAGUUGAAUCGUACAAAGAAAAUGCACUUAAACAAGUCUCUAAAUUAUAUAAUUCAGUCAUGUCUCAUUUGGUUUUAGAUGUUACACACUUAAUUUUUCACCUCUUUGCUUUGUUCUGCAUAAACUUUUGUUGUUCAACAGUUCUGAACAUUUUGGCAUUUUAUAUAAUAGUUCAAAACAAUGUUUUAAAAUUCAGUGCACUUCCUCUUAAUGUCAUCUGGGCUUUAUGUUUUGUUUUUGUUUUUGUUUUUUUACCAUUCCUUUUGUAUGAAAUGUUUCCACUUAUAAAUAAUUGUAUGUACUUUUUCUACCAGGAUGUAUAACCAUUGACAAUGUAUGUUUCAUCUGAAUCAUGCAAAGAUUUAUUUAAGUCAUUUCUAAGAGUAUAGUUCAAUAAGUGUCGUCUGAAAUUUGAGAGAAGGUGUAGAUGAUUGGCUAUAUUUCAUUUAUAAAAUUCCCAGUUUUUAGAACUAGUGCAGUUCUGUUAUUUUCUUGGCUUUAUCAUUUUGCCUAAAAUAGGAUAUAAAAGGGACAAAAAAAGUAAAAUAGCCUCUUUUUGUAUGUGUGAAUUAUAUUUGUAACAAAUGCUUUUAUAUGACCAUGUUAUACUUGAUAAAAUAUAUAUACAUAUAUA